This is a messenger RNA of Pocillopora damicornis (cauliflower coral), 6844 nucleotides long. RefSeq names its product low-density lipoprotein receptor-related protein 4. Gene Ontology annotation, cellular component: plasma membrane. Gene Ontology annotation, molecular function: Wnt-protein binding; Wnt receptor activity. Lineage: Eukaryota; Metazoa; Cnidaria; Anthozoa; Scleractinia; Pocilloporidae. The record is from RefSeq and is a predicted model, not a curated record. Gene Ontology annotation, biological process: canonical Wnt signaling pathway.
UCCGAUUUUCCUGUUAGUUAGACCGGCAGAGUCUUGUUUGCUGCGUUCUUAUAUACUUCAGCUUUCUGCGAGAGGUGUCUAGUGAUCAGCUCUACAAAAAGUACAAAAGAACCAAUUAGCUGCGACUUCAGAUAGUUGGGCCUGAAGGAAUGUAUUCUGGCAUGAUGGCUGAACGUGGUUUACUAACACUCAUAACUUUUGCCCUGCUGUCUAUCAGUCAAGGUUUGGAAAAUUGUACAGAGCCGUGUCUCAUAUACACUGUUUCAAAUAGAAUUGACGCAAUUGAGUUAGCUUCGUCCAGAGUGGUGAACCUGGUGUCCAAUCUUACGUUACCGCUCGAUCUUGAUGUCCAUGUAAGCGAAAGAACAUUAUACUGGAGCGAUUCCAAUCAACGUGUCAUCAAACGUAUGAACAUGUCCAGUGGUGUCAUGAAAGACAUUAUUACAGAAGACCAUGGAUAUGUCGGUGACCUUGCCGUGGAAUGGGAAAGUCGCCUUUUAUAUUGGACAGAUUCGUUCUACCACAGGAUUGAAGUUGCCUCCUUAGACGGCACCAAAAGAAAGGUGCUCUUCAGCGAGUCCUUGAGCUAUCCGGCUGGAAUAGCGGUGCACCCAAAGAAAGGAUGGAUGUUUUGGACAGAUGUGUCGAGAACUACCAAGAUUGAACGAGCAAACCUUGCUGGCUUUGAGCGAACUGUCCUGGUCGAUCUCACCAAUUCAUCUCAGUUCUGGCCAAAUGCUAUUUCCGUAGACUAUACUAACGAUCGCAUCAUUUGGGUUGAUGCCUGGACUGGUGCAGUUGAUUCGGCUGACUUUCAAGGGCAAAACAGACGAAUGGUGGCAUCUCAAGUUCCCAUGUAUCCGUAUGACUUCAUUCUCCAUGGCGACACGCUUUACUGGAGCGACUGGGUAGAAGAUGCUAUCGAGAUGCUUAAUUGGACUACUGGCGAUUACUUAGGAAACUUCAGCGCCGUGGUUUCCGGCAGUGUUUAUGGUCUCGGUCUACUUGAUAAAUCAAGACAACCAGCGUCAGCAGAAAGUCAGCUCUGUAAGAUAGACAACGGAGGCUGUAGUUACUUGUGCCUUUUGACACCUAACGGAUCUCUUUGCGCCUGUCCUGAUGGCAUUCCUUUCUCAAAAGAUGGUAAACGCUGCCUUGCAGUUUCAGAGAUAACAACAUUUCUUCUCUUUACUGAGGGAUCAAACCUGAGACAAAUGGCUUUCAACGCUACAACGUCACGGAGAAUCCCCCUCAAAGUACCUGUGUCGCAACCCAUCGCGCUGGAUUUUGACUUUUUGGAAGAAAAAGUCUACUGGACAGACAUAACACUAGGAACAAUCUCUCGAGCGUAUCUCAAUGGAUCAUCUCAGGAGACCGUGGUGAGAGGUGGGCUCAACAACCCAUAUGGACUUGCUGUAGAUCCGUUUGGUCGGAAUAUUUACUGGACGGACAGCGCAGAGCACGUUAUUGAAAUAGCAUCCACAGAUGGACUCUACAGACGAGUACUCAUUAAGGAUAAGUUGCAAAAUCCAAGGGAUAUUAUCUUAGACGUCACUCGAGGCUACAUGUAUUGGACGGACUGGGGGUGGGACGAGAGGAUUGAGCGAGCAGAUAUGGAUGGCACAAACAGAAGAGUGAUUACUCGUUAUGGGCUGCUUUAUCCUAACGGUCUAACUCUAGAUGUUUCUAGGAAUUGGCUCUACUGGAUCGAUACUUCUUAUGGAAAAUUGGAAGUGUACGAGUUUCCAUCUAACACAAGGAGAACCAUAAUACCCGCAUAUAGGGAACCAUUUCUUACUUCUCCAUUGGGGCUGACACUCUAUGGGAGUAAUUUCUUUUGGACUGACACGCAUCUUAAUGGAAUAUAUCGAGCGGACCGUAACACUGGAGGAAACGCUUCAAAAGUCCUAUCUACUUCUUCUCGGCCAGCUUUGAUUCAUGCGUAUGACAGGAACAUGAAUAUUACUCCAGUAACGGAUCAGUGCAUGAAUCAAAAUGGUGGAUGCAGUCACUUCUGCAUACUCUCAACCAGUGGUAAAAAAUGUAUGUGUUCUGCGGGGUUUUAUCUUCAAGACGACGGAAAAGGUUGUAAAGCUCAAAGAGAGAUCCUGCUUUGUGCAGAUUAUUCAUAUGACAAGAUAAUGAGGGUUUCUCCGCACGACUCUGGAAGCGCCAAAUUGGUACCAAUGGCACAUAUCCAUCGUAUGCGUCGACCUGCGGCACUUGAUUUCGACAGUACAGAAGACAGAAUAUAUUGGACGGAUACAAGCUUGAAUACAAUAUCUAGGAUGUUUAUUAAUGGAUCGUCUUCAGAGACUGUCAUUUCCAGAGGAGUUUAUCAUCCUUAUGGGCUGGCGGUUGAUCCAGUAGGAAGAAAUAUUUACUGGACUGAUCAUUAUCUGAAUAAAAUUGAAGUUAGCAGAAUGAAUGGAUCAAUACGAAAAACCUUGAUUACCCGAGACCUAGAUAAUCCACGAGAUAUAAUCUUGGAUAUCGACAAAGGUUUGAUGUACUGGUCCGACUGGGGUACCAGCCACAAAAUUGAGGUCGCUAGCAUGGAUGGAAAUAAUAGAAGCACACUGGUUAAAAGAGGGCUUUACUGGCCUAAUGGGUUGACCUUGGAUGGUGCUAAUAACAAGCUUUAUUGGGUAGACGCAUGGUUUCAUAUGUUGGAAUACUACGACUUACAGCGUCAUACGAUUACAUCUCUGUUCCGUGACAGAUAUGUAUUAUCGAACCCAUUUGGUUUGACAUUGCUCGAAGAUAAAAUUUACUGGACCGAUUCAAUGUCUGAAUGUAGUAAAUUAAACGAUAUCUUUCUUCAAACAGAAGGAAACUCUUCUUGCCUUGGCGAUUGCAGUCAUAUUUGUUUGUUGUCUCCUAACGGAAGUGAAUGUGCAUGCCCAAGUCACUCGAUCCUUGGAGAAGAUGGGAGGACCUGUAAACCUGACGUACCUCAAAAGAUAUUACUUUUCGCCGAUGGAAGUCUGAGCCAAAUGUAUACACUAUCUCUGGACAAAUCGAACACGAGCGCCAAAUUGGUACCAAUGGCACAUUCUAUCAGUCGUCCUGCGGCACUUGAUUUCGACAGUACAGAAGACAGAAUAUAUUGGACGGACACAAGCUUGAAUACAAUAUCUAGGAUGUUUAUUAAUGGAUCGUCUCCAGAGACUAUCAUUUCCAGUGGAGUUUAUUAUCCUUAUGGGCUAGCGGUUGAUCCAGUGGGAGGAAAUAUUUACUGGACUGAUCAUUCUCUUAACAAAAUUGAAGUUAGCAGAAUGGAUGGAUCAAUACGAAAAACCCUGAUUUCUCGAGAUCUAGAUAAUCCAAGAGAUAUUAUCUUGGAUAUCGACGAAGGUUUUAUGUACUGGUCCGACUGGGGUACCAGCCACAAAAUUGAGGUCGCUGGCAUGGAUGGAAACAACAGAAGCACACUGGUUAAAAGAGGGCUUUACUGGCCUAAUGGGCUGACCUUAGAUGGUGUAAAUAACAGGCUUUAUUGGGUGGACGCAUGGUUCCAUAUGUUGGAAUACUACGACUUACAGCGUCAUACGAUUACAACUCUGUUACGUGAUAGAUAUGUAUUAUUGAACCCAUUUGGUUUGACAUUGCUCGAAGAUAAAAUAUACUGGACCGAUUCAAGUUCGGGUGUUGUUUAUCAGUCGCCAAAAGACUCUCCGUCAAAUGCAACCGUUCUCGUCAGCGGUUUGUCACAACCAUUGGAUAUACAUGCCUAUGACAGGAAUCAGACUUUUCCAGACCAUCCCUGUUCCAUGUCUUCUGGUGGAUGUUCUCAUCUCUGCCUUCUGAGACCGAAGGGAUUCAAAUGCGCAUGCCCCGAUAGUCUCGAACUGUCGAAAGAUGAGAAAACCUGUGUCCCACAGACAUACAGUUUUCAGAAAUUCUUACUGUUUGCUGAUGCCUGGAAUGCCGAAAUUUACAUUCUCGAUUUGGAUGAAUCCAAUUUUUUGGCCAAAGCUCUGCCGAUAGGAGCCUUCAUGUAUCGACCAGUUGCACUUGGAAUGGACAUUACAGACAAUAGAGUCUACUGGACAGACGUCAGCCUAAACAGUAUCAGAAGGGCAUUCAUAAAUGGGACAUCACCAGAAGUUCUCGUUUCUGUAAAUGUGUCUAAUGCUGAUGGACUUGCUGUUGACCCUGUGGGAGGAAACGUCUACUGGAGUGACAUUUUCGCCAAAAGGAUCGAAGUCUGCAGAAUGGACGGAACCAUGAGGAAAGUAUUGAUCGACAAGGAUCUAGACAAGCCAAGGGAUAUAAUUCUUGAUCUUUCUAAAGGGUUGAUGUACUGGUGUGACUGGGGUACUGUGGCUAGGAUUGAAGUUGCUAACAUGGACGGAAGCAGUCGGCAGAUAUUGGUAAAAAGAGGAUUAUACUGGCCAAAUGGUCUCACUUUAGAUGAAGCAAAUAAUCGGCUCUACUGGGUGGACGCAUACCUUAACACCCUUGAAUAUUAUGAUUUGGAACGUCACACAAUAACAACUUUGAUGGAAGAUGGUUCUAAAUUACCACAUCCGUUCGGUUUGACGCUGUUUGAAGAUCACUUGUAUUGGACGGAUUGGUGGUUAGAUGUUGUUAAUCGAGCGGAAAAGAAGACACUUUCAAAUAUGACGGUUGUUGCCAAGGGCCUUGGUCGACCCAUGGAUAUACAUGCGUAUGAUAGAAAUAAACCUCUCCCAGAUCACCCCUGUUCUAAGUCCUAUGGUGGGUGUUCUCACCUGUGCCUUUUGAGACCGGAUGGAUAUCGGUGCUCGUGUCCAGACUACCUGCAACCCGGUGAAAAUUGCUCUAGUUCUGUCCACCUCUAUUCUCCACCUUCUUCAAGUACGCCUGAAGCCACAACAACACAGCAGUCAGCCACCACACAGCAUUCAGCCACCACACAGCACUCAGCCACCACACAGCACUCAGCCACCACACAGCACUCAGCCACCACACAACAGUCAGCCACCACAGAGCCGUCAUCCACCAGACAGCAGUCAUCCACCACACGGCAGUCAUCCACCAGACAGCAGUUAUCCACCAGACAGCAGUCAUCCACCAGACAGCAAUUAUCCACCACACAACAGUCAUCCACCACACGACAGUCAUCCACCAGACGGCAGUCAUCCACCAGACAGCAGUCAUCCACCAGACAGAAGUCAUCCACCACACAGCGGUCAGCCACCACACAGCAGUCGUCCACCGGACAACAAUCAACUCCUCCAGGUCCUUAUGAUUGUCGUUCGAACAAGUGUAAAAAUGGAGGAUCUUGUGUAAUCCCUGGUUAUUUUUGCGAGUGUCCGAAGUAUUAUGUUUGGGACCUCUGCCUUGUUUACGUUGGUUCAAGCGCCGUAGAAGUAGAGGUAAAUCUUCAAAACGAGAAACAAUGGAUAACGUAUAACUUCCAGGCUGCAGUGGCAAAAGCUUGCACAAGUUUUUUUUGCGUAGAUGAGGAAUGUGGAAGCAAGUCAAAACGAGAUAGUAAUUCAGAAAAGGAAAAGAAAUUCGUGGCUUCCGACGCUAAAAUACUUGGACUUUCCAUUGGUGGAGAAAAUAUUUUGAAAAUAGAGGUAGCUGUUUUAUUUCCAUCUGUGGAAGGCCAGGUUCCUGAACCUGUACCUCGUGCUACACUGGACCAAAUACUCCAAAAAAAUGAUGAAGGUCUUGGGGCAGCCAUUGGAGGCACAAUCAUCAGGAUCGGCAAACGACAGGUAGAGAACCCAACAAAUACUGAAAGGUCUACUCAAGAUAAAGAGACGUUUAACGUGCCAAUUGUUGCUGGGUUAGGAGGCACUGUUGUUCUGUUGAUGUUAAUCGUGGUAUUCUUCGUCUGCCAAAUGAUGCGGAAAAGAAGUCGCACAGGGAAAAGAACAGACGAAAUUUAUUUGGACAGUGACUUUGCGCACCCCAGAGCCAAUUUCACUGUUACAUUUGAAAACCCAGGGUAUGCCGCGGAAAACACGACGCAUGAAUCCGUCCACCACAGAAGUGGAUCGGUGACAUCCAGACAAGAGCAAGUCAACGGGGUUGGAUCCUUGGACAACAACAACGCAACCCAGCAAGUAACCGAAAAAACCGUUAUGAGUAACCCAACCUAUGGUGUACCAUUCACUAAAGAUCCUGCAAUCAUCGAAGAUUCUGAAAAUCGCUAUGCCACCAUCGGGGACAAGAAGACAGAGUCAUAGGCGAAAGGAGCCGGGGUGACUGAUAAAGUUAAUUACGUAAAUCUUCUAGAAAAAAAUGAUAAUAACAUGCUGUUGCGAAAGUGAAUUAGGUUUCCCCAGCAACUGCAUUUUUUUGUUUGCUUCUGUAGAGAACACCAAUCAACGGCUCUAGUUGCAGGAAACAUGCCGGAGUUGAUAUUUCCACAACAUUCCUAUAGGCUUUUUUUUGGGCUAGAUGUUGGAAUAAAGAGAGAUGCUUUCAAUUCCUUUGGUCGCAAGCUUUACACAAACCAAUUUUUUUUCUUUUUUUUCAUUUUCCCCCCAAAAAACCAACAAAAAUGCGUAUUUUUCCCUCUACACUACUUAGGGAAACUUGUUAGUUUGAAUUCACCUUUAAUGUUACUUUAGUUUGCCGUACGAUCCCUCUUGAGUUAGGAAAAGGAUAGGGUCACUAUAAAAAUCUGAUCUUCAUGAAUUAUUGAAAUAACUAAUAUUUUUUUUCAUCAUGACGAAGCUACGCUUUAGUAUCCAGUUCUUGGCGGCGGUAGAAUUAAAUAGAAAUCUGCUGACUCAGAAAAAGUAUGCGGCAUACUUUUUUUUUUCCUAUUAGACGCCUAGCACAAUUACCGCCGUCGGAAUGACGGCUCCAGUUUAAGAGAGUUUGGAUGGUAUUACCUCUU